AUGUCCUACGGGUUUCUCAAUAAACAGGGUGCGGCGAGUGCCGGCUCCUCUACGUCGGAGACGCCGAUUCUGUGUGAGACGUGCCUUGGCCCGAAUCCGUACGUCCGUAUGUCAAAGCAGCACCUCGGCAAGGAGUGCAAGAUCUGCGGACGGCCUUUCACCGUGUUCCGCUGGAACCCCGGUGCAGGGAUGCGCUUCAAAAAGACGGAGAUAUGCACGACAUGCGCCAAGAUCAAGCACGUGUGCCAGACGUGCAUCCUCGAUCUGGACUAUGGUCUGCCGACCAAUGUGCGCGACGCCGCCCUUGGCGUUGAGACCAGCAUACCCAUGAACGACGUCAACCGACAGUACUUUGUAAAUCGCAUGGACGCACUUAUGGACGGGGACACACACACGCCCACGCACGACGGCGCGGGCCACGCGCUCCUGCGACGCCUCGCACGCGACGAGCCAGACUAUAAGCGCAACAGGCCGCAAGUGUGUUCUUUCUACGCGCGCGGCGCGUGCACACGCGGAGAGGCGUGUCCCUACCGCCACGAAAUUCGCGAGGAGCAGGGGCGGCAGAGUAUUCAGGAGCGGUACCACGGCGCACACGACGUGAUUGGGCGUGGUCUGCUGAAGAAACACGCCGCUGCGAGAGGGCUUGUCGCGCCGUCGGAUCCUGCAAUCAUGACCCUGUUUCUCACAGCACUCCCUGAGGACGUGACUCAAGAUACCCUGCGCACAGCGCUGCUUGCGUCCGUACCGAGCGUAAAAAGCGACGAAAUCCGGUCCAUCCAGCACGUCACCUCAUCGAACGCCGCUUUCCUCAACUUUGUCUCGCGCGACGCUGCAGAGCGUGCGGCAGAAGGGCUUGCGGUAAAGCUCGAUUUCGAUGGAAAAGAAGUGCGCGCCGCGUGGGGCCGCACUCCGUCGCGUGUAGAGAGUACGUAG
This is a messenger RNA of Malassezia vespertilionis, 933 nucleotides long. RefSeq names its product Pre-mRNA-splicing factor slt11 (gene SLT11). The coding region runs from base 1 to 933 and encodes 310 amino acids. The record is from RefSeq and is a predicted model, not a curated record. The transcript is spliced from 2 exons. NCBI's taxonomy places the organism in Eukaryota, Fungi, Basidiomycota, Malasseziomycetes, Malasseziales, Malasseziaceae. Gene Ontology annotation, cellular component: Prp19 complex; U2-type catalytic step 2 spliceosome; U2-type catalytic step 1 spliceosome. Gene Ontology annotation, molecular function: metal ion binding; U6 snRNA binding; pre-mRNA binding.